ACGAGUGAUGAUCAUUGCUGGUGAUGUCACCCUUGAAUGGAUUGGACGCGUUGGGCUACUGGUCUUCAUUUUUGUACAAAUAACGAACCAGUAUCCCCAUCCAAGUGGCUCUUAAUAAGUGUUGACAUGUUCAACUUUAGUCUAGAAACACCACAGAUUCUAGAAUUAAAGGAAAUCCUGGCAGUCUUUACUUUGUGAUGAUUCCUGCACAGUCCACCGAAUGAAUUUUACUCACAUAUUUUUUUUUGCAAGGAGACAAUAUAAGCAAAUUCGUGACUAUGAAGUCACACGAGAAUAAAUAUGAGGGACGUGCAGUCAUGGGUGUUAGGCUUUCCUUAAAUACCUCAUCUUUACCCUUAGACAUUAAUUAAUCCUACAGUAUACUCCAUCUAUCGGUAUUAGUCAAUUGGUAGUUGUCUCCUGACAAGCCCCAGCUCCCAUCUAUAUAAAACACAUUAAAAGAAAAGUGCCAUGCAUGCCCCGGGCUAGUAUAUCACCUCACAGUCUUUUUGAUGCAGACCCAGCUCACAUCACUAAAUUUUAGCUCGUGAUUUUUUCGACAAAUUCGUUUAAUAUUUGACCUUGUACAAAUCAAGAUGUCGUCAACCGGCAAGGGGGACAGUGCUGAUGACGUGACCGCUGGUCCGCCCAAACCGAAAAAGAGGAAGGUGUCCGUUUUGGCCUCUCAUUCAAAAGCAAUUGCUGAACUUCAGUCACUGCCUAAUGAGAUUAGGCAAAUUAAGGAAAUUUUGCUCGGUACGCAAAAUAAUAGCCAACAGAAAUCAGUCGACGUUGUUGACGACACAAUGCAAAGCUUACUCCAACAUGAAAAAGAAGUGAUUGAUGAUUCCACUCUCGUUGACGAUGGACCGACAUCUGAGCUCUUAGAUAUAUUAAAUGAAAGUCAGAUUGAACCGGAAUUUGGACCGGAUUUGCAUGUUAACGUGGCCAGUUCUUUUUCGAAUUUGGGAAAAACAGUGUUAUCUAAAGAGAAAAUCGAAGAAUUGAGGAAACCCUUUCUUACACCAGCUAAUUGCAAACUUCUCGGAGUUCCAAGGGUAAACCCAGAAAUUUGGACCGUAUUGCCUCAAAAAUCAAAGCAAGGAGAUUUCCAAUCCCAACAAAUGUUAACAAUCCUAUCGAGCUCAACUGUUGCAUUGGCUCAUUUAGCAGAAAAAGUGAUGUUGAAUUCGAAAAAGAUGCCCCCAGAGUUGAGUCAAGAUCUUCUGAGGCUGACUAUUCAAGCUGCAACAUUGAAUUCAAAAUUGAGCCAAGAUAUCAAUAUGAAACGGAAGCAGGAUAUUAAGCCUGCAUUAAGCACUGAAAUUGUGGCAGUGUGCAACACGCCAUCAACACCGGAGUUACUAUUUGGAGACAAUGUUUGUGACACCAUCAAGGCCGCCAGAGCAGCUGCCACUGUUAUCAGGACGUCCACAAACCGGAGAGGAUUUUCCCGUUUUUCAAACAGACCCCAAAAUACUUUCACUAAUUCCUCAAGAGGUACAUAUUUAAACUACAAUCGGGCCUCCUACAGCCGAGGGGGCCCGCGAUUCAAUCACAGACAAAACUUCACGCAAUUCAACCCAAGAGGAUCGAUGCUGCGACCUCAAUGGAGACCACCGAGUCGAUCGCAGUAAAUGUAAGCAGGGCAAGAAAAUUAAGUUUAUAUUUAAAAAAUUGGGAGAAAAAUACGAAAGACAAGGAAAUUCUAGAGGCAAUCGAAAAUUUUCGCAUACCAUUUGUGAGUAUUCCAUGCCAAAGUAAUGCACCAGAGCCAUUUCGAUUUUCUGAGGUAGAGUUACCAUAUGCUAGAAAAUGUGUACAAACUUUAUUAGAUACUGGUGCAGUUGUUAAAGUGUUGCCUUGCGAAGGUCAAUUUGUUUCAAGAAUAUUUCUUGUCCCAAAGAAGGAGCCAAAUUCUUACAGAUUAGUGAUCAAUCUUAAAUCUUUGAAUGAGUAUAUUCUAUCUCCUCAUUUUAAAAUGGAAAAUUUAAAAUCAGUUAUUAGUAUUAUAGAAAACAAUUGUUGGAUGGCAACUUUAGACCUAACGGAUGCUUAUCAUGCCAUUCCGGUGCACCCAGAUGAUCAAAUAUUUUUAAGAUUUGAAUUUGAAGGUAUUUUGUACCAAUUUACUUGCCUUGCCUUUGGAAUUUCAUGUGCUCCAAGACUUUUUACUAAGAUAUUUAGACCAAUAAUGGCAUUAUUAAGAAAGAGAAAGUUUAUUUCUAAUCAAUACCUUGAUGAUUUACUUCUAAUAGGUGGAAACAAAUCGGAAUGUUUAAGGAAUAUAAGGUCAACUAAAUGUUUAUUGACUUGGUUGGGUUUCACAAUUAAUGAGAAAAAAUCUAAAUUAAUGCCAAGUCAAGUAGUUGAAUACUUGGGUUUUGUUUACAACUCGAAACUCAUGCAAAUUUCGUUACCUGCACGCAAGGUGACUAAAAUUAAUGACAUUAUUUUGAAAGUUUUACAAAAGGAGACAAUUAAGAUUCAAGAGUUAGCUAAAUUGGUAGGGAAUCUGGUAGCAGCUAGUCCUGCUAUACGUUAUUCGAGUACUUACAUAAGACGCUUAGAAUUGCUGAGAAAUGCAGCAUUAAUUCAAUGCAGUGGCGAUUAUAAUGGAAAAUGCACAAUAAAUGCACAAUGUCGAGCAGACAUUCAGUGGUGGCAGAGAAAGUUGCCAAAUUCAUUUGAAACUAUAAGAUCGGACAGCUUUGUCUUGACGUUGACCACUGAUUCGUCUACGACUGGUUGGGGUGCCCACACUGAGUCACAAGUUACACGAGGUUUUUGGUCAACAGACGAAAAGCUUCUUCAUAUAAAUACACUAGAAUUGAUCGCAGUGAUUAAUGGGUUAAAAUCAUUAUGCUCGAGUUCAUCUGAUUGCAAUAUUCUAGUUCGCAGUGAUAAUACCACCACUAUAGCAUACAUUAAUAAGUUUGGGGGAUGUCGCUCAGAAAUAAAUUUAAAAUGGACUAGAAUCCUUUGGCAAUGGUGUGAGGAAAGAAAUAUUUGGAUAUUUGCAUCAUAUAUCAAAUCCUCGCAGAAUUAUAUAGCGGACAAACAAUCCAGGGAAGAGAUUGAUAAGACGGAUUAUUCCUUAGAUCUGAAAUCCUUUAAUCUUAUUUGUGAUCACUUCGGGACGCCCGAAAUCGAUCUGUUUGCCACCACUUAUUCUGCUAAAUGUACCAGAUUUGCGUCUUGGUUUCCAGAUCCAAAUUCCGAAAUAGUUGACGCUUUCACUUUCCGGUGGUCACAAUAUUUUUACGCAUUUCCACCCUUUUCUCAAAUUUCGCGUACAAUAAACAAAAUAAAACAUGAAAGGGCAACUGGUAUUGUAGUUUUUCCAGACUGGUGUACUCAAACAUGGUAUCCUCAAUUUUCGAAACUUCUAAAAUCCAAAGUUUUGGUUUUACAUCAAAAUACUUAUGAUUUAAAAUCCCCAUAUGAUGAUUCUUCUCAUCCUUUAUGCAGGAAGAUGAAUCUCAUGGCAGCAAUUUUAUGUGGCAAAACGACCAGUACCCCGAGAACGUAACAAAAUUACUCCUUUCAUCGUGCCAGGAUUCUACCUGGAAACAAUAUUCUUCAAAUUUUAAAAAAUGGACGGAAUACUGUACCAUUAACAAUCUCCCAGUUUGGAGGCCUUCAAUUAAUAGUAUUUUAGAAUUUCUUGCAAAACUUCAUGACGACGGAUUAGGGUAUACCUCAAUUAAUUCAAUGAGAUCUUGUCUUUCUACAAUGAUAGGGAAAGUUGACGGGCAAAAUAUAGGGACUCAUCCCGUCGUGUGUCGCCUAUUAAAAGGGGUAGCAAACAGUCGACCCCCCAAACCAAAAUAUGAAAAUACAUGGGACUCUAACUUGGUGCUUCAAUUUUGUAAAAAUUUAGGCGAGAAUUCGAGAUUAAAUAUUAUUGAUUUGUCACAUAAAUUAGUGGCCUUGUUGGCCCUGACCACAGGCCAACGAGUACAAACCUUAUCUGCUAUAAGUGUUCCCAAUAUUAAUUUUAAAAGUGGUUCAUGUGAAAUCGUAAUUUAUGAUAAAUUAAAGUCUAGUAAGCCAGGUAGUACGACAAUUUUAUCCUUACCUAAUUUUUUAGAUAUUAACUUAUGUGUAGUUAAAACCUUGAAAUGUUAUUUAGCUAAAACUAAAGAGAUACGGAAAACAGAUAAACUGUUCAUUUCUACACGAACCCCUUAUGGGGCCGUUUCUCGAGAUACGCUUAGUCGUUGGUUAAAAAUAGUAUUAAGUAAGUCCGGUAUUAAUAUUAAUGUAUACUCAGGUCAUAGUUUUCGUCAUUCUUCUACCUCGAAAGCUCAUGAACGAGGAGUUUGUGUUGAUUCUAUUUAUAAAGCUGCUGGGUGGUGUAAUAACUCCAAAGUUUUUGCUAAACAUUAUCGUAGACCUAUUAUAAACACACACGAAUUUGCAAAUGCUGUAUUGAAUGGCUGAUGAUAUUUAAUAUAAAUGUUAUAAUAAAUGUUGAUUUAAACAUGUAUUCAUAAUUGCUUGUUGUGUAGCAUUUUCUCAUGAAGCUUUGAAUUACUACCAAUUGACUAAUACCGAUAGAUGGAGUAUACUGUAGGAUUAAUUGAUAAUUAUCCGAGGACGGCGCGAAGCGCCGGACGACGGAUAAUUGUAAUUAUCCGAAGUAAUACGGAAUCUUGAGGUAUUAGCGCCUCACCCACCCACCCGAUUGUUCAUUCGAAAAUGUUUUUUGGACUGUGAGGUGAUAUACUAGCCCGGGGCAUGCAUGGCACUUUUCUUUUAAUGUGUUUUAUAUAGAUGGGAGCUGGGGCUUGUCAGGAGACAACUACCAAUUGACUAAUACCUCAAGAUUCCGUAUUACUUCGGAUAAUUACAAUUAUCCGUCGUCCGGCG
Molecule: messenger RNA, 4875 nt
Organism: Folsomia candida
Lineage: Eukaryota; Metazoa; Arthropoda; Collembola; Entomobryomorpha; Isotomidae
Exons: 3
Coding region: 597-1637 (346 amino acids)
Biological process (GO): DNA integration; DNA recombination
Molecular function (GO): DNA binding
Source: RefSeq, a predicted model, not a curated record